UACGUGGCGGACAGAACGGCUUGGCUUCCUAAAUAAGUACCCAAUUUAGUGUUAUAGAUUCACAAAGAUCCGUCUUUUCCUAACCCGGUGAGGCGGAAGUGAGGUUUGGAGCGACAGAGUGUUAUCCGAUGUGAAGAUUGAAGACGUGAUAGAAGAUGGACGACUCAUGCUAUGCUAAGAUGGCGACGUUCGGUAAAAGAGAACAUGAAAGAGAAUCAGCGCCACCAACUUCCAGCAAAUCACCAACGGAGGGAAAGACCAAAACUGCAGAUAAAGGUGACCGCGUGGAAGUUUCCAACAACGUCAGUCUGGAGGCUGAUGAGAAACUAGCCGACGAAGACUUCAAACAAAGAGCCGCCAUGAUUGUUAGCUUGAAGAAGGCAGUGGAGUUCACAUCAGAGGAGAUGAAAGAAUGCAAAAGUCAAAUGAAGAAAGUGGAAGAGCAAAACAAGCGCUUGUGUAAAGAAAAGAAUGAUGUGAAAGAAGAGAUGUUGGGGAAGAGUAAGAGAUGUGAAGAGAAGACUGGACCACAUGUCUACAUCAACGUGCAGAGGAUUGGAGACGUCCAGCAGCUGACUGGUCAUCCAGAAGAACUUCCUCCUCAGCCGCAGGGUGAGAGCUCCACUUUGAAGCAAGAGCGUCCAUGGCCCCCCCACAUUAAAGAGGAAGAGAAGGAACUCUGCAUAACGCAGGAGGCUGAUCCCACCAAGUUGCCACCGACUGUUGUCUCUGUGAAGACUGAAGAUGAUGAAGAGAAACCACAACAAGACCACCUCUUAGCUCCACUAUCAGAUAGUGAGGCUGAAGACGAGGUUGAAGUAACUUUGAGCAGCGAUACAGACUGUGAAGAUGAUAUGAGGACUCACACUGACAACAAACACUCUGGGUGCUCAAAAAAGAAAAAGAGGGAUAAAAAUGGUUUGAUUUUCUCGGCUUGUGGCUCCACUCAUGAGAGCAAUUUGACUGGACAGAUGAGAACACACACAGAGGAGAAAUCAUAUACUUGUUCAGUUUGCGGUAAAAUAUGCUCAUGUAAGACAAGUUUGACAAGACACAUGAGAACACACACAGGAAAGAAGCGUUUUAAAUGCCCAUUUUGCAGUAAAAGAUUUUUACGUCGGAAUCAUUUGCCAAGACACAUGAGAACACACACAGGAGAGAAACCUUUUAAUUGCUCAGAUUGCAGUAAAAGAUUUUCCACGAGGUCCAGAUUGACUGAACACAUGAGAAUACACACAGGAGAAAAACCAUUCAAUUGUUCAGAAUGUGGUAAAAUGUUUUCUCACAAGGGCACUUGGACAAGCCACAUGGCAAGACACACAGGAGAGAAACCACUUAAUUGUUCAGAAUGUGGUCAAAUGUUUUAUUGUAAGUACACUUUGGCAAAACACAUGGUAACGCACACAUCAGAAAAACUGUUUAAUUGCUCAGUUUGCUGCAAAACAUUUGCUUCUAAUGCCUAUUUGGUAACACACAUGAGAAGACACACAGAAGGGAAACAAUGUGUGUGUUCAGUUUGCGAAAAAAGGUUUUAUCGAAAUGGCGAUUUGGUACAACAUAUGAAAACACACACGGGAGAGAAACCAUUUAAAUGUUCAGUUUGUGGCAGAGGUUUUGCCUAUAAGUACGCUUUGCCAAGACACAUGAGAUCACACACUGGAGAGAAACCUUUUAGUUGUUCAGUCUGUUAUAGAAGCUUUUCUUCUAUGAUAGCUUUAAAACAACACACAAUGAAACACACUGGAGAUUAAAACAUUUGUUCAAUAUGUGGUAUAAGACGCCCAAGAACUACACUUAUGUUAAAGUAACAGUGGAUUGUCCUCUAUGUUGGAGCUAUUAUCUUAUAGCUCCGAUUUACAACUUUGUAAGACAUACAAAGUUUGUGAGUAAAUAGGUAUGAACAAAAUAGUAUCAAUCUCACUGAGAUUCCUGAGCCAUUUUGAGAGAUAAUGAGCUAGCCAGUCACGUGAUCCAUGAUGUAGCGGUGGGAACCGUAGGUCCUCCCCCCAUUAACAACAAUGCAGACUUUGUGAGAGCCAACAAUUACUUUGGGACAAAUGGUGAUCCAGAACCUUAUAUUUUUGAAUAUGUGACUUCGGAGGCUUUGUGCUUAACAGAUCCAGCUUUAGUGAAACGCUAAACAUGGUGUAGCAAUAUCGCUAAGUGCUAAAGAAGAAAUACAAACUAAUAUGAUAAAAUGAUAGCAUACUGUACAAUGUCUGCUCUCACUGUGAUGACGACUGAUAGGAUGUCCACAUCUGCAGCCUUGACGCUGUGAACAGGAACAGGCUGUUCUGAAAACACCCCCGAGGACGCCUCAAUGAUGGACGCUUUUGACCUCAACGACACCUGGAGUCGAACUUUUGCUUGCAUGCAGAUCGGCCUCAGUCUAUGAACAUUACAUCAUCACGCCCGAGACAAUUGGGCACAUACACACACACACACCCUUCCCCCACCCCACGCCUUCACGACCGCUUGUUUCCCCUCGGGGUGAUGGACGGCUGGCAGCGCUUCAUAGCAGCAGUCGACCUCCAGGGCCCCAACCUUCUUCCCGCCCCUCUGUUGCGAGUUGUCGUGAUUAAAUGUAACGUGUUUAUGUGUGUAUUGCAUGGAGGUUUUUUUCCCACUCCAGACUAGGCCCCCUUAGGAGCCCAGUCUAGAUUGUAUUUUUUCGCAGAGUUUUACCUUUUUUUUAUAAUCUUUUACAGGGCGCCUUUGGCGACCCAUCAGCGUUCCUGUUCUGUAACCCUGUACACUGUUUGUUUGUCUCAUCUUGAACGGGUUUGUGCUGAAAACAUAGUUUUGUUGUACUUGUGCAAUGACAAUAAAGUCAGUAUCCUAUCCAGAGGUUAA
This is a messenger RNA of Nerophis lumbriciformis (worm pipefish), 2853 nucleotides long. RefSeq lists its product as uncharacterized. Gene Ontology annotation, molecular function: DNA-binding transcription repressor activity, RNA polymerase II-specific; RNA polymerase II cis-regulatory region sequence-specific DNA binding. Gene Ontology annotation, biological process: regulation of transcription by RNA polymerase II. The record is from RefSeq and is a predicted model, not a curated record. Lineage: Eukaryota; Metazoa; Chordata; Actinopteri; Syngnathiformes; Syngnathidae. Gene Ontology annotation, cellular component: nucleoplasm.